This is a messenger RNA of Kwoniella botswanensis, 2937 nucleotides long. RefSeq lists its product as uncharacterized. The coding region runs from base 1 to 2937 and encodes 978 amino acids. Gene Ontology annotation, cellular component: cell periphery; cell septum. NCBI's taxonomy places the organism in Eukaryota, Fungi, Basidiomycota, Tremellomycetes, Tremellales, Cryptococcaceae. The transcript is spliced from 11 exons. Gene Ontology annotation, molecular function: chitin synthase activity. The record is from RefSeq and is a predicted model, not a curated record.
AUGAGUUACGGUUAUCCCCCACCACCAGACCACAGACAACAGCAGUUAUCUCCUGCACCAACCUAUCAUUCUCAUAACUCAAUUUACAACAAUCAGGUUCAGAGCUAUAACGAUCCCCUAGAUUCCUAUUACACGGAUCUACAGAGAGCUCCUUCACCUGCAUAUGGGCACCAACAGCAACAGCCAAUUGCCUCACCCUCUUUAACAGGUUAUCAACAGGUAUAUCAACCUCCGUCCACGCCUCUGGACCCCCACGCCGAGAUGUACGGUCAACCUACUUCGAACUCGUACCAGAACCCCCCUGGAGGAGGUGCUGGUGGCGUAGGAGUAGGCGAGGUAUUUAGACCUAACAAUCAACACCUACUACCCCAACAACCACCCCCACAACAAAAUUUCUAUCAACAGAAUCAAGGUAGUCAACCUGGCGUACAACCUAGACCAUCAUUCUCUUCUCAACAUUCAGAUUACUACGAUGAGGGCAAGUCCUACUCUUCCACUACUCAUCUCGCAUCGACUCCUCAGAAAGAAUGGGAUGUCGGAUUGGUCGUCCCACCCGUACCGAGAGAUAUGAAUUAUGGUAGUCAAGACCAAUACUAUCCACCUAGACCAAUGUAUGGUACUGGACCACCUAGCACUGUAUCUUCAGCUCAUACAGGAUGGGGCGGCACCUCACAUUGGCACAAGAUGAGAAAUCAAUUAUUAGAAAGAAGAGUGGUAAAGCAAAUCCCACUUCAUAAUGGUAAUUUGAUCAUGGACGUACUUGUACCGAAAGGUGUUAUACCCUCCGGUGUGAAAGGGUUGGGAUUGAUGGAUGGAGAAAUUGAAAGUUUGAGAUAUUCGGCGGCUACUUGUGAUCCUGAUGAUUUCAUGGGUCGGAAAUUCAAUUUGAGGCAGUAUUUGUAUGGAAGGAAGACGGAAUUAUUCAUCGUGAUGACAAUGUAUAACGAAAACUCUGAAUUGCUCUUACGUACACUCAAUUCUGUCAUCAAGAACAUUACUCAUCUCACGACGAGAAGUCGAUCGAAGACCUGGGGUCAAGACGCAUGGAAAAAGGUGGUCGUGUGUAUUGUAGCCGAUGGACGUAAAGUUGUGGAUCCAAGGGUGUUGAAGGUGCUUCAAUUGAUGGGUGUCUACGCGGAGGGUGUGAUGAAAGACCAUGUAGCAGGUAAAGAAACCCAAGCGCACAUCUUCGAGUAUACCUCUCAAGUCGUCGUAUCUGAUACGGGAGAAGUUGGGUUUGGUUCUACACCGGUUCAACUCCUGUUUUGCUUGAAAGAGCAAAAUAAGAAAAAGCUCAAUUCCCAUCGAUGGUUCUUCAAUGCUUUUGGACCUCUUAUCAAACCCAACGUUUGCGUCCUUCUAGAUGUUGGUACGAAACCUUCCGGAACAUCCAUUUAUGAACUGUACAAGUGUUUCGAAAAACACCCAAAUGUUGGAGGAGCAUGUGGAGAAAUCUUCGCAGAUACAGGUCGAUUUGGUAAAUACCUGUUCAACCCUUUAGUCGCUGGACAAAACUUUGAGUAUAAAAUGUCAAAUAUCUUGGAUAAACCUUUCGAAUCUGUUUUCGGUCUCAUUUCAGUACUUCCUGGAGCAUUCUCUGCUUAUCGAUACGAUGCGGUUAAAAACCAUGCAGAUGGUACGGGACCAUUGGCAGCGUACUUCCACGGUGAGAUGAUGAAUCUUCCUGGAGCUACGGCUAGUAUCUUCGAUAGGAAUAAGUUCUUGGCUGAAGAUAGAAUAUUGGCUUUCGAAAUCGUGGUGAAAAAAAAUGCCAAAUGGAGACUACAAUAUGUUAAAUCUGCGAAAGCCGGCACAGAUGUACCUGCACGAGUACCAGAGUUCAUCUCACAGCGAAGAAGAUGGUUGAACGGUUCGAUCUUCGCUGCUACCUAUGCUAUGGUAUGUUUCUGGAGAAUAUGGACAAGUGGUCAUAAUUUCUUUAGAAAGAUCGCUUUGACCAUUCUGACUAUUUACAAUCUGGUCAACCUGAUAUUCAACUGGCUAUCGAUUUCUUCAUUCUACCUCGCUUUUUUCUUCUUGAUAUCCUCUUCCAUUGCGGGAGCCUCUGAUCCAUUUGGUGGAGCUGGUGAUGAAAUUUUCCAGGUGUUCAAUAAAGUUUAUAUCGGUUUGAUCUUCGUCGUAUUGGUUUGCUCGUUAGGUAACAGACCACAAGGAUCAAAUUGGAUGUACACUUUCUGCAUUUUCAUGUUUGCCGUCUGCCAAGGUAUUUUGCUUUAUUGCGCCGGAUGGACGGUAUACCAGACUGUACCGCACACUGCCGAAGGAUGGAAGGACGUCAGUGGGUUGUUCGAGAAUAGGACUUUCUUGGAUCUGGCUAUGUCUUUGAUGGCAACAUACGGACUAUACCUUGUUUCAUCGAUACUUUACUUCGAACCGUGGCACAUGUUGACUUCCUUCGUACAAUAUCUCCUGUUACUUCCAUCAUACGUUAACAUUUUACUUAUCUAUGCGAUGUGUAACUUGCACGAUGUAAGUUGGGGUACGAAAGGUGAUAAUGGAGCGUCGAAAGAUCUGGGUUCGGCGAAGAAAGUUGAAAAGGAUGGUAAAGAGAUGGCCGAAGUGGCUUUACCCACCAAGCAAGAAGAUGUCGAAGCAUUAUGGCAACAGGCCAGAGCGGAACUAAGAGCUCCGGCGGUGGAGAAACCUGAAAAGAGGAGUGCUGAGACUAAACGUGCAGAUCAAGAUAGGAAUUUCAGAACAAACGUUGUACUUUUGUUCUUGGGUUCCAACAUGCUUGUCAUCCUAUUAUUUACCUCUUCAGCAUUUACAACAUGGGUAAAUACUCAUUUUACUAGUGCUACCCAAUCGACUUUUAACCCUUAUCUCACUGUCAUCUUCUAUGCUGUAUUGGGAUUGUCGACUUUGAGGUUUUUAGGUUGCGUUCUGUAUCUGGUCUUUAGAUUAUUUGGAUUUUAA